GGGAUCCCUUCUGAACACGACACAGUAGAUGACAGAAACGGAGUUAUUUUUCCAACCAAUAAAACACGAGAUUAAACAAGAGUUGUUGACGUUUUGAGCUCUUAGAUGUUCAUCAUGAGAGAGCAGGUGGAUGUGAUCUGCUGUAAAUCAGUAGGAACUGAUCUGUCCAUGCUGGAUAUUGAUGAUUUCAUCACAAAAAUCUCUCAGCUGAAGAAAGAGGUGACGUCACUGAAGACAAAACUGAUGGAGAGAGAUGACAAGUUACAGGAGCUGGAAAAGGUUUCCUGUCAAUCUUCAGUGUGUGUGACUGAUGGGACCUCCACAGAAUGUCAGGAUUCAGUGUGGAGCUGCAGAGAUCAGUCCACACCACAGCAGCUGCUGGACAAACUCUCUGAACAGAGAUCCAGCGACACACAGGACUCACAGCUCACUUUACUCUGUUCUACUGAUGCUCAAGAGAGUGUGUGUGACAGUAAUCAGGGUGAUCAAACCUCCACAGAGUCUCUGACUUCUGUCUGUAACGCUGGAGAACAGCAGAUGCUGCAGACACCAGUGAAGAUUGAAGUGAAGCAGGAGGAGAUAAAAGAAGAAAUCACAGCAGAGGAACAACAGAGUGAUGAAGAAGAUGAUGAUGAACUUCAGAUGCUACAGACACCAGUGAAGAUUGAAGUGAUGCAAGAGGAGAUGAGAGGAGAAACUGCAGCAGAGGAAGAACAGAGUGAUGAAGAUGAUAAUGAUUUUAUUCCUUCUGACUUGAUGGACGAAAAUGAGCAGCGUCAAAAGCUGAAUAAGAAGAACUUCUCACUAAAAAAGCCCCAAAGAAGAGCAGCCAAGAAUGAUUUCCCCUGCUCUCAGUGUGGAAAGAAUUUUGCAUUUAAAAGCAAGCUUAAUUUACACAUGGGAGUUCACACUGGAGAGAAGCCUUACAAGUGCCAUAAGUGUGGAAAAUGUUUUGGAGAUAAAGGAAACCUUAAAAAGCACACAAAAGUUCACACUGGAGAGAGACCUUACACAUGCCAUCAGUGUGGAAAAGCUUUUAAAUGUAAACAAAAUCUUAAUUCCCACACAAGAAUUCACACAGGAGAGAGGCCUUACAAGUGCCAUCAGUGUGGAAAAUGUUUUGGAGGUAAAAGAAAUCUUAAAAAGCACACAGCAAUUCACACAGGAGAGAGGCCUUACAUGUGCCAUCAGUGUGGAAAAUGUUUUGGAGAUAAAAGAAACCUUAAAAAGCACACAGCAAUUCACACUGGAGAGAGGCCUUACACAUGUCAUCAGUGUGGAAAAGCUUUUAAACAAAAAGAACAUCUUAAUUCCCACACCAGAAUUCACACAGGAGAGAAGCCUUACACGUGCCAUCAGUGUGGAAAAGGAUUCACAGAUGCACACUAUUUCAAGAAGCAUCUCCGCUCUCACUCUGGAGAAAGGCCAUUUGAAUAUAAGUGUGAUAAAACUAUUGUUGUGACUUCAGCCCAGAAAACACUUUUGAAAAUGCACACACGUGAAAAGCUUUACAAGUGUUCUUUUUGUGGAAAGAGUUUUGCAUGCCUGUCCUAUUUGAAAGAGCACCAAAAAAGACAUACCUGUUCUGAGGUUCAUAUGUGCUUUGAAUGUGGGAAGACCUUUGUUAGAGCCAGUGACUUGACAGUGCACCAAAGAAUCCAUACUGGAGAAAAACCUUACAAGUGUUCACACUGUGGAAAGUGUUUCCAUCGGUCACAAAACCUGAAAACACAUGAGAGGAUUCAUACUGGAGAGAAACCUUUCAAGUGCUCACACUGUGGAAAGAGUUUCAGUUGGUCAAAAUGCCUGAAAAAUCACGAGACAAUCCAUACUGGAGAGAAACUUUACAAGUGCUCACACUGUGAGAAGAGUUUCAAUUGGUCAGAAUGCCUGAAAAGACACGAGAGAAUUCAUACUGGAGAGAAACCUUACAAGUGCUCACACUGUGAAAAAAGUUUCACUUGGUUAGAAUGCCUGAAAAAACAUGAGAGAAUCCAUACUGGAGAGAAACCUGCUCUCCAUGAUGAAAAAGAUUCAGCACAACAAGCAAUCUACUGACUCUUGUGAAAAUAUUCUGCCCAAAAUCAUCACAGAGAGGAGUCCUCCUUUAGGUACAAUGCUUCAAGUCAUUGGUGUGCUCAGAGGUGGGGUAGCAGGGUCUUGAGCCCCCCUUUUCAAAUCUGAAGGUGCCAUUCUGGUCAUGCAUUUAAGUAUUUAAAAAAUAAAAUAAUAAAAUAAAAUAAAACUAAAUGUAAAAUCCCUUAGUAAUCUCACAAUACCAGUAUUGAAUGUAUCAAUGUGAUGAGGUUUCCCUGUACAUUGCGGAAGCAUUGAAGAACAUUAGACUGAGGUGCCUUUAACAUUGUGCGCUACAGUGCAUCCGAUCAUCAGUGGUGUGGCUCUGAGUAUCAGGCUUGAUAGAAUAUAUACUAUAUAUUGUCCUGCAAGUUCAUCAAAAAAUAAUACUCCAUUGAUAGUGCACUGACAUUGCUCAUUUGCUGUAUAGACAACUUAAGUAAUUAUAAUAUACCUUUCUGUCUUGAUAGAAAUAAAAUACGUUUUUAACUUCCUGUUUAAACGAAAAAGCUUAUUAGUUAAAUGGAAGAAGCUUAUAACCAGUAAAUAACUCUUACAACAAGGAUUCGAGGUGGACUGAUAUAUCCAGUACAAUAAUAGUCAAACCCGAUAAUUGUUUUUGGACUGUUGUUAUCGACAAAUAUCAAAAACAAUAUUUUACUCUAGGCAGCAUUGGGGGGUUAGCAUAGCACGUCCGCCCCCUCUGGAGGUUAAAUAUAAACAAUUGCUGACACCUCGUGGGGAGUGCUGUAUCUACAGUAUAUCUGUACUAGUUAACUAUCUCCAUCCAUGCUUUUAAUCUUCAUCAUAUUUUAUCAUUUUGAUUAAUCAAGUGUUCUAAAUUAAGACGAGGGCAUAAAAAGACAAAUGUGAAAACAUGGAAACGUCCCCCAUCAGCACAUACAUGAUCUGGUCUUUAACUUCAUUUGUUGAAUAAUAAUGAUUAAUACGUAGGCUAUAAAAACGUAAUUAACACUAAAUGUUCAUUAUUGUUUAUGGGCUAGUGCAUGAUUAUUAGUACAGGAUGUUUAUAAAAAAUAAGUAAGAAAAAUAGACAUGGAAUGUUUUUGUAACCUUAAUUGAUCGAGUUUGUUGAUUUUGACUGAUGUUCCUAGAGAAAAAUGUCUGUUUUAAAGUUCCUGUGAAGUGCCUUGACAAGUGCAGUUUUCUUUGGUCUGUAUAAUAAUGGCAGGUUGAUAAGGAACCUUUUUAUUAUUAAACAUUAAAAAGCACAGUGGAUUGUGGGCAGGAAGGAGUCUGGUUUCAGACUCUCGUAUGAUUCUUUCGAACCCUGGUGCUUUUAUGUCAUCAACUUGCAUCAUCACAAACCUGAACAUGAUGUAGAAUACAACGUAGGAUGCUACACGUGUGUGUGUGUGUGUGUGUGUGUUAUUAAUUGUUGUCAUUAUGCACACCGGUGGCAGUGUUUCCCACAGGAUUUUGCGAGACUAUGGAGGGUGGACCUCCAACCCAAUCCAAUGUGACUCUACCCACCCUAGCAACCGGGCCAUUUUGGUUGAUUAGGAGACCUGGUUGGAUUCACCCAGCACGCCCUGGGAUUCGAACUCAUGAACUCUAGGUUUGGUAGUCAGCAUCUUUACUCGCUGAGCUACCCAGGCCCCUAGUUCCCUGUAAAGAAUAUCAUAUACUGUCUGCAAAUAUGUGCAUAUCUCGUUUAAACAGAUGUAAUAAACAAAACUUCAGCAGAGCCAGCAUUCUGUAGAGCACUAAUUUAUCUUCCUCUAAAGCUUGUUUUGUCUCUCCUUAAAAGUUUCCUGUAACUUUUCUAAUGCUAAAAGGCAAAUAUCAAUAAAACUUCUAU
This is a messenger RNA of Xyrauchen texanus (razorback sucker), 3898 nucleotides long. RefSeq names its product zinc finger protein 345-like. NCBI's taxonomy places the organism in Eukaryota, Metazoa, Chordata, Actinopteri, Cypriniformes, Catostomidae. The transcript is spliced from 4 exons. Gene Ontology annotation, biological process: regulation of transcription by RNA polymerase II. Gene Ontology annotation, molecular function: DNA-binding transcription factor activity, RNA polymerase II-specific; RNA polymerase II cis-regulatory region sequence-specific DNA binding. Bases 106 to 2058 code for a protein of 650 amino acids. The record is from RefSeq and is a predicted model, not a curated record.